This is a messenger RNA of Arabidopsis lyrata subsp. lyrata, 2229 nucleotides long. Its product is annotated as glucose-6-phosphate 1-dehydrogenase 2, chloroplastic. Lineage: Eukaryota; Viridiplantae; Streptophyta; Magnoliopsida; Brassicales; Brassicaceae. Gene Ontology annotation, cellular component: chloroplast stroma. Gene Ontology annotation, biological process: glucose metabolic process; pentose-phosphate shunt, oxidative branch. The record is from RefSeq and is a predicted model, not a curated record. Gene Ontology annotation, molecular function: NADP binding; glucose-6-phosphate dehydrogenase activity. The coding region runs from base 263 to 2053 and encodes 596 amino acids. The transcript is spliced from 9 exons.
AAAGAACAGAAAGAGAAAUCAGAAAGAUCCACUUGAGAAUUGAAUAUUAUUUUUGUGAAGACGGCCUUCACGUAGCCAUACCAGCACACCAGUGAGCAAUUUUAAGUAGACAAAAAGACUUAACCUUUGGGAGAUCUCAAAAGGUUCUCUUAUUUGCAGUAAUGCCCCUUAAAUCCUUUUCGAUGUUUCUUAUGUUCUUCCUUUUUUAACUAAAGAUCUCAUCUUUAGCCCCUUAAUUCUCUCUGGAGCUGUAAGUUUGACGAUGGCGUCUUUGUCUUCCUCCGUCAGCUCCCGAUCAUACUUUUCCGGUUAUUCGGCUUCUUUUACACCGGUUAACGGUGACCGACAUCGAUCACUCUCGUUCCUGUCUGCUUCUCCUCAAGGAUUGAAUUCUCAUGACUUAUGUCUUAGAUUCCAAAGGAAAUCUGGUCGUGCUUCUGUCUUUAUGCAAGAUGGUGCAAUAAUCGCCAAUUCAAAUUCAGCAGAGAGUAAAUCUUCUCUUAAGGGAUUGCAAGAUGAGGUGCUAUCAGCUUUAUCUCAAGAAGCAGCCAAGGUCGGAGUCGAAUCUGAUGGUCAAAGCCAGUCAACGGUUAGUAUCACGGUGGUUGGAGCCUCCGGUGAUCUUGCCAAGAAGAAGAUUUUCCCGGCCCUUUUCGCCCUUUACUAUGAAGACUGUCUUCCCGAGCAUUUUACGAUAUUUGGUUAUUCUAGGAGUAAGAUGACAGAUGCUGAACUUAGAAACAUGGUCAGCAAAACCCUUACCUGCAGAAUUGAUAAGAGGGCAAACUGUGGUGAAAAGAUGGAAGAAUUUCUCAAGAGAUGUUUUUACCAUUCUGGUCAGUAUGAUUCUCAAGAACAUUUUACUGAAUUGGACAAGAAGCUCAAGGAACAUGAGGCUGGAAGAAUCUCAAAUCGCCUCUUUUAUUUGUCUAUCCCUCCAAAUAUAUUUGUUGAUGCUGUGAAAUGUGCAAGCACAUCUGCUUCAUCUGUCAGUGGAUGGACUAGGGUCAUUGUCGAGAAACCUUUUGGUCGAGAUUCUGAAACCUCUGCUGCUUUAACGAAAUCCCUUAAGCAGUAUUUGGAGGAAGAUCAAAUUUUUAGGAUAGACCAUUACCUAGGAAAAGAGCUAGUCGAGAACUUAUCUGUCCUUCGAUUCUCAAACCUUAUAUUUGAGCCGCUAUGGUCAAGGCAGUACAUAAGGAACGUGCAAUUUAUAUUUUCUGAGGAUUUUGGCACUGAAGGACGAGGAGGGUACUUCGACAAUUACGGCAUAAUAAGAGAUAUAAUGCAGAAUCAUCUGCUUCAAAUCUUAGCCCUCUUUGCCAUGGAAACGCCUGUUAGUUUGGAUGCAGAGGAUAUCAGAAAUGAAAAGGUUAAGGUGUUACGUUCAAUGAGGCCAAUUCGAGUUGAAGAUGUGGUAAUUGGACAAUACAAGAGCCACACAAAGGGAGGAGUCACAUAUCCUGCCUACACCGAUGAUAAAACUGUACCAAAAGGUAGUCUGACUCCGACAUUUGCAGCUGCUGCUCUUUUCAUCGACAAUGCAAGAUGGGAUGGUGUCCCUUUUUUAAUGAAAGCUGGCAAAGCACUACACACCAGGAGUGCAGAGAUAAGGGUGCAGUUCAGGCAUGUUCCGGGGAAUUUGUAUAACCGGAAUACUGGUUCUGAUCUUGAUCAAGCUACAAAUGAGCUUGUGAUCCGUGUCCAACCAGAUGAAGCAAUCUAUUUGAAAAUCAACAACAAGGUCCCUGGUUUAGGAAUGAGAUUAGAUCGCAGUAACUUGAAUCUUCUAUACUCAGCAAGGUAUUCAAAGGAGAUACCAGAUGCAUAUGAGAGACUUCUGUUAGAUGCAAUAGAAGGAGAAAGAAGGUUGUUCAUAAGAAGUGAUGAGCUUGAUGCAGCUUGGUCUCUAUUCACUCCAUUGCUUAAAGAGAUAGAAGAGAAGAAGAGAAUCCCUGAGUACUAUCCUUAUGGUAGCCGUGGUCCUGUUGGUGCUCACUAUCUAGCUGCUAAGCACAAGGUGCAAUGGGGUGACGUCAGUAUUGACCAGUAAAACAUAUUCUCUGUUGUGUUAUCUCUAUUUUUACAUUGAUAUAGAUUUAUCUAGGAUUCAAGCUUUUUCUACGCCUCUUUUUACAGAUUUAAUUGGGCAAUUUGGUUAUGUACCAUUUAAAUAAAUAAACCAAAGGGGUUUCUCUUAUUCUCUUCAAGAAAAAUGUCUUUUAUGCU